Messenger RNA from Sclerotinia sclerotiorum 1980 UF-70, 216 nucleotides. RefSeq lists its product with no specific name. Lineage: Eukaryota; Fungi; Ascomycota; Leotiomycetes; Helotiales; Sclerotiniaceae. The record is from RefSeq and is a predicted model, not a curated record. The transcript is spliced from 2 exons. Bases 1 to 216 code for a protein of 71 amino acids.
AUGUCGGCUUUAACCUGCUGCUUUAUCGUAUGCAAAAUCUUUCUCGACCCAUUUGCACCGAGGUCCACCGAGGUUCUAGGGAAAUCUAAGGGUAACCCAAAGGGUCUUACGAAAAGCAGCGAUGUAGUGGACGAUGCAGUGGAAAGGAUGUUUGAACCUCUUGUAGAACAACAACAUCCAUCAUACAAAAAUGAAACUAGAGCGAGGGAUCAAUAG